UGAAUAUUUCUAUGAGAGAGAAUUCCAACCUGACUUCCAUCCUAGAACCAAACCAGCUAAGAAACACAUGCGGAGAGAGAGUAGUUCGAUGUAAGGUUCUGUAGACCAGUCUAAUCCUCUGUUAGAGGGCGAGAACAGUAACAUUUUUGCCGGUAGCCUCCUGGACUGUUGACACUGGAGAAAGUUAUUCCGAGUUAUUGUGUUGACUGUUUUGUGUAACUGCUUGGUGUAAGGACGUUAACGGAACUAGCCAGAAUGAGAGGCUGAAGUUGCCACCUGGAUAAAGCGAGAAUAGAGGUGGAACAAGGCUACCCGUAGCUGUCUGUUGCUGGUUGAAUUACGCACGAUGGACCAGGAAGAAGAUCUGGACUUCAAGUCCUUGAGGGCAAAGUUCCAGGAUGAGGAAGUGCUGCUGAAGCAGCCAAGGACCAAACCUGCCCUUCCUGUGAAACCUAAAGUCCUGUCCCCUCCUCACAGCCCAACAAACUCCCUUCCUUCCUUCAGCCCCACAUCACACACACCCUCCAACUCACGCAGCCUAACGCCCGGAGCUCGACCCUCCCUCCUCACCUCCCUCCAGGGGAAGGGUGACAUCGCACCCCGAGUCAUCUUCAAGGAGAAGGAGAAGAAGGUAAAGGGAAAAGACAAGAAUGAGGGGAAGGUGAAAUUACUAGGUAAAAAGAAGGCAGAGGUUGACAAAGAAAAGGCAGAUAGAGAGAUGAAUGGCGGGAAAGAUGAUGUAGAAGAUCUGCUGGACCAGAAACAGAAGACAGAGGCAGACCUAGUCAUGAAGAACAAGAAGGUGUCCCUGCUGUCCCCUAGGGGGUUUAAGGGGGGUAGUGUCGAGCUGGAAGAUGCUUCGCCACCGCCCAUAUAUGCAACAGUAAAGAAGAAGGGUUUUCGGGGCAUCGGGAAGCCUGUGAAAUCAGGGAAGAAAGGGAAAAAUGAGUUUCCUCCUCUCCCCAUGUUGGACAUAGCCAGCCCAGACAUGGCUGCCCCUGAACCUUUCAUCGCUCUAACAACCUUCAGAACCCCAUCACCCCAUGCUAAUAUACCCACACCAACUGCCCUCAUCCCACCGGCCCCAGCAGCUCACAUUACCCUCUUACCCCUUGCCCCGAAACCUGCCCCAAUACUAGAUGCCCUCUUACCCUCUGAGCUGUUACCCUCCACCCUGAUGCCUGCACCAGCAGCUGAAACCAUUACAGUCGCUACACCACCCGACCCCAUCCCCAUUCCAAUGAUCCCCGACCCUCCUAUCGUUGAGCCCAUCCCAGCCCCCACCCUUUCUGUAUUGGUUCCCCCCAGCCCUACCCCUUCCCCUGUUCCUGCCCUACCCAGCCCGGUACCAACUCCCCCAGUCACCCCUAACCCCUCUGCUAUCCCCACCUUACCACCACCCACUAUAGCCACCCCACGUCGACCUGCUAUUGCCAGGCCACCCCCACCCGCUGACCCUACCCCCUCUCCACCUCCAGCUCCUGAACUUGUACCUGAACCUGAGUCUGUAGUAGUGGAUGCUGCUAUUGUAGUCGAGGCCUCUGCCUCUCCACCUCCCUCUCACACCCCGCUUCCCCCAGCGGUGGACCCCCCAGUCACACCCCCGUCCCCCAGCCUGAGAGCCUCGUGUCGGUCCAGGAACGACCACUCUCAGCCCUGUCGGCUCUAG
Oncorhynchus nerka (sockeye salmon) is the source of this 1669-nucleotide messenger RNA. RefSeq lists its product as uncharacterized. The transcript is spliced from 2 exons. The record is from RefSeq and is a predicted model, not a curated record. Bases 347 to 1669 code for a protein of 440 amino acids. Lineage: Eukaryota; Metazoa; Chordata; Actinopteri; Salmoniformes; Salmonidae.